This is a messenger RNA of Exserohilum turcica Et28A, 1758 nucleotides long. RefSeq lists its product as uncharacterized. Gene Ontology annotation, biological process: response to endoplasmic reticulum stress. Gene Ontology annotation, molecular function: protein disulfide isomerase activity; protein-disulfide reductase activity. The record is from RefSeq and is a predicted model, not a curated record. Bases 120 to 1592 code for a protein of 490 amino acids. Gene Ontology annotation, cellular component: endoplasmic reticulum lumen. The transcript has 3 exons. Lineage: Eukaryota; Fungi; Ascomycota; Dothideomycetes; Pleosporales; Pleosporaceae.
GAAGAGGCCAACCUGGCAACAAGGCCAGAUAAAUGAGUAUAAGCACGGCAGUGGCCUCACUCAUCCUCCUGGUCUCCUAAUUCACCUGCACACACACAUUCCGACACCACACACUAGCCAUGGUGCGCACAACGACUUUGUUCGCGGCCACCGCUGCGCUGGCCCUCAAUGCGCACGCUGAGAGCAUGUACUCCAAGAACAGCGCCGUCGUCCAAAUCACAGGCAUGGACUACGACCGCGUCAUUGCCAAGUCAAACUACACUUCAAUUGUCGAAUUCUACGCGCCAUGGUGUGGCCACUGCAAGAACCUCAAGCCUGCUUACGAAACGGCCGCCAAAUCUCUCCAAGGCAUCGCCAAGGUCGCUGCCAUCAAUUGUGACGAGGAGAUGAACAAGCCCUUUUGCGGGAAAAUGGGUGUCCAGGGCUUUCCUACUCUCAAGAUCGUUCGUCCCUCCAAGAAACAAGGCAAACCCACGGUGGAGGACUACCAAGGCGCCCGUUCGGCCAAGGGCAUUGUAGAAGCUGUCAAGGACAAGGUCCCCAACUCAGUCAAGAGAGUGAACGACAAGAACCUUGAUGAAUGGCUACAAGAGAACAAGGAUACAGCCAAGGCAAUCCUGUUUAGUGAAAAGGGAGUUGUUAGCGCUACAAUGAGGGCACUAGCAAUUGACUUUGCCGGCAUUGUCUCGGUCGCCCAAAUCAGGAAGACCGAAAAGGGAGCUGUUGAAAAGUAUGGCAUCACUGAAUACCCUUCAUUGAUCCUCAUUCCCGUCAGCUCAGACACACCAAUCAAGUAUGAUGGUAAACUUGAAAAGGCAGCCAUGGUCGAGUUCCUUUCUCAGAUCGCUCCACCAAACCCCGAUUGCCCCCCUGCGAAACCCAAGAAGUCAAAGGGCAAGAGGGACACUAAGAAGGACUCGAGUUCCUCAAGCAAAUUUGCAAAGGCUUCGGCUUCCCAUAAGUCAGACGACGCUUCUUCAGCCGCCGCAUCAGCCACCGACGAGACCCUCGAAGAGCCCGAUCUGCCUAAUGAAUCGCCCAACCCGAAUGUCAAGGAUGAGGAUACACCAAACCCAGUCGUUCUUCCCGAAGAAGAAGUCAAGCCAACCAUUCCCUUGGUCUCUGAAUCUGCCGAGCUUCAAUCUCUGUGCUUGACCCAGAAGAGCAAGACCUGUAUCCUGGCGCUCCUGCCCAAAGACGAGACCUCGGAGGCUGCUGCUACUGCUAUCGCCUCACUCGCUUCCAUCCACAAGAAGUACGAUGUUUCUGGAAGCCAUCUUUUCCCCUUUGUUGGUGUUUCAGCAACCAAUCCUCUUGCGGCUAUCCUGACCACGGAGCUGGGUCUCGGAAGCGCAGACGAAGUACACCUCAUCGCCACCAACGGUAAGCGUGCCUGGUACAAGAAGUACUCUGGUAGCGCUUUUGGGGCCGAGGAGGUUGAGCAAUGGGUCGAUGCCAUCCGCAUGGGCGAGGGCGAGAAGGAGAAGUUGCCAGAGUCGCUUCUGGUCGCUGGCGAAAAGCAAGAGACCAAGAAGGCACCAAAGGCAGAGGACAAGGAUUCUGAGCCCUCACCUGAGCACAGCGAACUCUAAACAGUGGAUUCAUGAAUCCAUAAUCGAGGUUUCCUCAAGGAAUUGUGUAUAUUAUUUAAGCAACAGGCUGGCUUUUCUUUGCAUACUUGGUUCUUGAAAGUACACGCGGAAUUGACAUGUUGAUAGGAUAUGCUGUUCAAAUGCAGGUUGUUUUGACAUUUAUCGC